CACGUUUACAGCAUGGUCAACGUGAUAGCUCUGACCGUUCUAUUCGUUGCCAUUGUAGACUUGGUCUACCCGUUUGGACCAAAGGUGGGGCCAUAUGAUAUUGAGAUAGAAAAGUUGGAGAACUGCAAAGACCAAGGGGAAGCUAAAGUUACUAUGGGUAUGAAGAUCACCAAGGUUGGUAGAGGGAAAUAUCUGUACAAGGAGAACUUCACGUUCCUGGUGCCGAUAGACGAACAUUUCAAGGAAAGUAUCGAACUCCAAAAAUGGGGAAAUGGAGGAUGGAGACCAAAAUACAUGGAGGUGACACUAAAGGGUUGUGAAGAUGUCAUGAAUAGACUCGGAGACUUUUACAAGAGCUUGAUGAAGUCUGCAGGAUUGAAUUUAGAGAAAUGUCCAAUGCCAGCGGGACCGUAUGACAUUGAAAUUGAAAAGUUUGAGCAAUGCGAAGACAUUGGAUCUGGUAAAAUAUUUUUUCCCAGCAGAAUAACUUCUGUUGGAAAAGGUAAAUACAUCUACAAUGAGAACUUCACACUUGAAGUUCCGUUUGAUGAACAUGCAAAGGCAGUCGUAGAAGUGCAGAAGUGGGGAAACGGUGGAUGGCGGAAAAGGAUGGUACAAUACACCGUCAAAAACUGUGACAAUCUCUGGCUAAUAUUUGGAGAUCAGGUUCUUAAAGCGAGGAAGUAUCUUAAUCCCACCCCCACACAUUGCCCCAUUCCAGCGGGGACCUACAUAGUGAACAACUGGCCAAUAGAUGUAAGCCUAGCCCACGUCGUACCGGUGAUGGAGUAUGCAAAAUACAGAGGAAUCUCAAGGUUGUACUACAAAGAUGAACGUGUGGGUUGUAUGAUGACCUUAUUCAACUUGGUGCCCAAAGUUCCAAAAUAGCGAUGUCAAAUUCUAAAUCAAAAGUGGUUUGCUUUUGUAUUGGUUUUUCAAGUUCUAAAUAAAAAGUUAUUUGCUUUUA
This is a messenger RNA of Macrosteles quadrilineatus (aster leafhopper), 967 nucleotides long. RefSeq lists its product as uncharacterized. The transcript is spliced from 6 exons. NCBI's taxonomy places the organism in Eukaryota, Metazoa, Arthropoda, Insecta, Hemiptera, Cicadellidae. The record is from RefSeq and is a predicted model, not a curated record. The coding region runs from base 13 to 888 and encodes 291 amino acids.